Molecule: messenger RNA, 1345 nt
Organism: Cokeromyces recurvatus
Lineage: Eukaryota; Fungi; Mucoromycota; Mucoromycetes; Mucorales; Mucoraceae
Product: DNA-binding protein
Exons: 5
Coding region: 29-1162 (377 amino acids)
Source: RefSeq, a predicted model, not a curated record
UUUAUUUUUUUUUUUCAACAAAUAAAAAAUGAGUGCCAAUCCUGCUGAAACUCCAAAGGCUACUGAGCCAGUCAACGAUGUUUCCAACAGCGAUGUUCAAAUGAAGUACAAGGAUGCUGGUAGAAUUGCCGAUGAUGUUCUCGACAAGGUCAUUAAGCUUUGUGUUGUUGAUGCCAAGAUUAUUGACAUUUGUAUCGAAGGUGAUAGACUUAUUACCGAAGCUACCAGCAAAAUCUAUACCAAGCAAGGAAAGAACAAGAUCUCCAAGGGUAUUGGUUUCCCUACUUCUAUCUCUGUCAACAAUUGUGUUGCUCAUUUUUCUCCUCUUCCUUCUGAUCCCGAGGCUGUUGUUACUUUGAAGGAAGGCGAUGUUGCUAAAAUUCAAUUGGGUGUUCAAUUUGAUGGAUUCUGUUCUACUGUUGCCACUACUAUUGUUGUUGGUGCUAAGGGUCCCGUUACUGGUACUAAGGCUGAUGCUAUUAAGGCUGCUCAAACUGCUUUGGAAGCUACUAUUCGUAUGCUCCGUCCUGGUAAUAAGAACAUGGAUGUUACCAAGACUGUUGAUAAGAUUGCUGAAGCUUAUAACGUCAAGCCUGUCGAAGGUAUGUUGUCUCACAACCAACUUAAGGACAAGACCGAUGGUGAAAAGCAAAUUAUCUUGAACCCCACUGAAGCUCAUCUUCGUGACUUUAAGCGCGUUGAAUUUGGUGUCAAUGAAGUUUAUGCUAUUGAUAUCCUUGUUUCUACUGGUGAAGGUAAGGUUCGUCCCUUGAAGACUCGUACUACUGUCUACAAGAAGACUGGUGUUCGUUACCAAUUGAAGAUGGCCACCUCUCGUGCUGUCCUCUCUGAAAUCCAAAAUAAGGCUGGUGCCUUCCCUUUCAAUCUUCGUAGUCUCGAAGAUGAACGUAAGGCUCGUAUGGGUAUUGUUGAAGCUGCCAAGCAUCAAACUGUUUUGCCCUACGAUGUUAUGUAUGAACGUGAUGAAGCUGUCGUUGCUCAAUACUUGGCUACUGUCAUGGUCACCAAGAAGGGUAACACUUUGCUUACUCAUCCUCGUUUUGAUGCUGUUGAAGUCCAAACUGAUAAGUCUGUUAAGGAUGAAGAAAUUGUUCAACUUCUUGCUACUUCUUAUGAACCUGUUAAGAAAGCCAAGAAAUAAAUCAUUUAUAAAUAGUAUUUCCCUUCCUCUCCCCUUCUUUGUUUGUAGUAGAUUAAUCUUCAAUAAAAAAGAAAACAAUUUGUUUUUUGUUUUUUUUAUAUGUAUACGAAUAUAUUAUUAUAAUAUGCAGAUGGUAUAUAGUUUAGUUAUUCUUUAUAUUUAUGUGAAAAGUUCAAUAAAGAC